This is a messenger RNA of Panthera uncia (snow leopard), 9712 nucleotides long. RefSeq names its product pleckstrin homology and FYVE domain containing 2 (gene PLEKHF2). Lineage: Eukaryota; Metazoa; Chordata; Mammalia; Carnivora; Felidae. Gene Ontology annotation, molecular function: metal ion binding; phosphatidylinositol binding. The record is from RefSeq and is a predicted model, not a curated record. The transcript has 2 exons. Bases 6757 to 7506 code for a protein of 249 amino acids.
UACAAAAGAAAUGAAUAUAUUAUAGACUCAGGUGUUAUAACUUAUGAGCAAUUAGUUGCUUUUUUGGAUAUAUAUACCUUCAGUAACAAAUGUGGGAUAAGAAAUUUGCUGUUUAAAUUCUUAUAGUUUUUAAAAUCUUUUUUUUUUAUUAUUCCUUUAUUCUUAUUCCUAUAAAUUAGUCAUAAAAUGGCUUAAAAUAUAGUAAGAGGGGUAUUUUAAACUUAGUAGAUUGAGAUGGUUGGUUUUUUCCGGUAUAUUGAAAGUCAGUGCUUUCCUGUGGUUCCAGUGUGCAGCUAAGGUUGGGAAGUACUCUCCUAGUAAAUUUCACCUGGACAAAUAAACAGAGGAGAUUAGGUAAGACGUUUUUAAAAGGUUAAGUAAUGAGGAUAGCCUGGAUUAGUCCUACCAGAUGCAUAGUAAUCACACAAGAAUUAGAAAACAGGAUAAUGGAUUAGACCAAACAGCCCAGAAGCAGAUGUUAGAAUAUAUAAAAGUUCACUAUAAAGAGGGUGUUGUAAAUCAGUAGCUUAGAUUAAUACCGUUGCCACUUUUUGACUACUUGCUGAACAUUUUAUAUGCAUUAUCAUUUAAUCCUCUUCCUGACAAAGCUGUUGCUAUUAUUAUUCCCAUUUACAAGUGAGGAAACCUGAGGUCACUUAGUAUUUGGCCAUUCUAAAGCAGUUGGCUAGCUCUUUUAGAAUGCAAAUGUUCAAAAAGAAAAAAGGAAUUUUUACCUAUGUCAGAAUAAAUUUCAGGUGGAUAACAGAAUUAAACAUAAGGUUCAUAUCAUAAACAUAGAUAAUAAAUACAGGUAUCCCCCACUUUUUGAACUUUAUGAAAGACCUACAUUAGUACUUCUGUUCACUGGCUGAAAGAAACCCAAGGUGGAUUUUUAUUUUUACAAAAAAAGGUGAAACAAGUGAAAAUAGUGUUUGUUUUGUGGCACCUGGCUGGCUCAGUCAGUAGAGCAUGCAUCUCUCUCUCUCUCUCUCUCUUUUUUUUAACUAGGCUCCAUACCCAACGUGGGGCUUAAAUUCAUGAACCCAGGAUCAAGAGUUGCAUGCUCUACCGACUGAGCCAGCCAGGCACCCCAAGCAUGCAACCGUUGAUCUCCAGGUUGUGAGGUUGAGCCCCACAUUGGGUGUAAAGAUUCCUUAAAAAUUAAAAUAAAUAAAUAAAUAAAUAAAUAAAUAAAUAAAUAAAUAGGGGCACCUGGGUGGCUGAGUUGGUUAAGUGGCUUGGGCCGUGAUCUCACAGUUUGUGGGUUCAAGCCCUGCAUUGGGCUCUCUGCUGUCAUUGCAGAGCCCACUUUGUAUCCUCUGUUCCCCUUUUUCUCUAUACCUCCCCCCUCUCAAAAAUAAACAUUUAGAAUAGAGAAAGAGAAAGAAGAGAAAAAAGAGAAAAGAAAUGAGAAAAGAAAGAAAAUAGUAUUUGUUUUGCAGUGAGCCAUCAUAGAGUUAGUACAUACCCCGAGCAGUGACAGUGGCACCACCAAGCUCCUCUCCUGGAGUUCAGCAUCUCUGCAUCAAGCCACAUAGUUUUGAACUGUGUCUUAGAUAAUGCAUCUGUGUUUUAUCUUGAUUUAUUUUUGUGUAUACAUUAGCAAGAUUUGUCCUAAGGUAUCAGAAAAGCCUAAAAGUGGGGGAUUUUUUUGGUCUGGGAACACCCAAAAAUGUUUCCAUAUAAAUUAAUGGGAAUUGCUUUUUUGCUUUUAGCCUUUUCGGUUUACAAAAGGUUUCCUGGGAAGGCUCUACUUUCUAAUAGUAGAUGAAACCUGUAGGUGCACCUGAUAUCUGGAUAAGGAGAGCUUAGGAGUAAUGGAAGACAGAUCACAAAGGGAAAUGUCUAAGUUUAACUAAGAAAUAAAACUGCCUCUGUGUCAACCACCAUAAAAUACAGUUUAAUAUACUAGGAAAAGCAAAGAAAUAAAUGGGUUAAUAGCCUUUAUGUGUGAAACACUCAUACAAAUUAAUAAUUCCUAAAUAUACAAGCUUAGAAAUACAGGUGGUUAAUAAACACUUUAGAAAGUGGUUGGCUUCACUAGGUAGCUGUGAAAUAAAACACUGAAUUAAAUUAAAAGUAAAAGAUGGGAUUUGAAGAGGGCAUUUGUUGGGAUGAGCACUGGGUGUUGUAUGUAAGCAAUAAAUCAUGGGAAUCUACCCCCAAAACCAAGAGCACACUGUACACACUGUAUGUUAGACAACUUGACAAUAAAUUAUACUAAAAAAAAAGUAGUAUAUUAUUUUUUGUCUCAGGACCUUUGCCCGUAGUAUUAGGUCCUUUGCAUGGCUGACCUCCCUAUCCUUUAAGACUCAGUGUGUUGCACCAUCUCAGUGAACCCUUUUUGAAUUACUUAGUAAAUGAGUUUUUCCCUGUAUCUUGACACCCUGCUGAUUUCCUUCAUUGCACUUCACCUUUCAGAAUCGUUUACUGCCUUUCUCCUUCAGUAGACUGUGCUCUGAGAGGAGAAUAAGAAUGCCAUCUAAAAAGUGUUCAAUAAAUGUUAAAUAAAAAAGUAAAUGAAAGUAAUAGAGUGACAUGCCAUUUUUGGUAUCUAGUUUGCUGACAUUUUUGAGGAAAAAUAUGUGAGACAAGAUUAGGUAUGUACAGUCAUUGUGCUGCUUGGUAAAUUGGUGUUACCUCUCAGAAGGGAAAUUUUGUAAAAGGUAACAGCCUUAAAUAUUCAUGCCUUUUGACCAAGUAAUUUUAUUUCUUGGAAACUGUUCUAAAGAAAUCAUCUCUGCCAGAGGAUGGGGAAGCUUUCUUCCUAACUCUUCGUAUAGUCAGUGGUAUUCCUUCCUAAGAAAAGUAGAUAAAAAUUUAAUUAGGCCAUGUCUUAGAGUUGUCUUCUCCUUUUUCUGUGCCCCUCAUUGAGUAAGUUAUGCAAAGGACUCCUUCCUUGACUGGCUGAGUAAUCUUACAUUCUAUAUUCUCACAAAAGUCUUUAAGAGUUCUUACUGCUUGAGGCACCUCACUGUGCUCUUGGUAAAUUUGAAUUUGGGCUUUGGGGGAAGGCAGAGGCCCUGUUUAGGCCCUGAGUGAAAGGGUAGUACCCUAAUCCAGUUUACCAAAGAACCUUGCUUUGGGGUAUCUAGCAGUAAUCCAGCUAAAAGUGGUACUUUGAUUUUGCUUUUGGUGACUUCCCCCUAUUCUCCCAUCCCUCUAUGUGCUGUCCCUGCUGGACACCCAACUAUUUGUGUUAUGUGUGUGUGCUUGCGCGCACAGGGCAUUUGUGUAUUCCUGGGUUUUUUAGCUCAGUGCUUCCCUUCUUCAUGUCCUUCUUCAUGUCCAUACAGAAAUAUUUUAGGACCAACAGGGAUAAUGGAGAGGUCUUUAUGCUCAUUGUUGUUCAAAUAUAGGUCACAAUCCAUUAGUGGGCUUGCAACUAUCAUUAAAAUAAAUGAAGAUAACAGAAUACAUUAUUUAUAGUUGGAAGAAUUAUGAGUAUGUAUUUGUAAUCCUGCAGUAUGAAAUGUAUUUUUUAUGUGGGUCACUGUCAAACUUUGAAAGCUAUUUGUUCUAGCCAAAUAUCAAUUAAUGAUGCCCAAACAUCUCUUUUGUUUCUUCAUUCUUAAAUGGGGCAAGAUUUAUGAACAGAGAUUCAGGCUUAAAAUUGUAAAAUUUGAAGAAUGAUCCAUUCAGGAGACUGGCUAAAUAAAGCAUGAUGACUUGUCCUUUCAGGUUAUUUUUUCUCAAGUUGGUAUUCUUUUCUUUCUUUUUUUUAGGGUUUGCAGUGAAGGUCCAAAGGUUAGCAAUAGCUUUCUUAAUUCUUGUAGAAUCAAUGGAGCCUUAAGGAAUAAUUAGUGUACCAUAAUAUACUGGUAACAGCACAGAGGAAUCACAUUGGAGCCCCAGUUCUGUGACAGCCUUGGACAGCGUUCUUAACUCCUUUAUAUCUGUUUACCCAUCUAUAAAAUGGAGCUAAUAGUGCAUUUCUAUUGUAAGGUUGCCCUGAGUAGGAUAUACAGUAAUGCAUGCAAUGCUCAGCUGGGUGCUUGGACUCCCAAUGAGUAGAAUAACUUCCAGGCUGUUUUGCCUUGGACAUUAUUGAAUGUCUGUCUUUGUGCCUUAGUUUCUCCUUCAGCUCACAUUUCAGCAAAUAUUAUUAGAUGCUUCUUUGGAAGAUGUAAAAACUUGUUUAAUUACUUCACAGGAAUUUGAGACCAUUAAAGUCAGAAAAUAAUGAAUGUAAAAAGUAUUGCACAAAUUUGGAUGGUAUUAAUUCCAGUAGUAGCAAUAAUAGGAAACCUGUUUGCACUGCAUUUGAGCUGAUUAAUAUCUGUAUGUCCAAAGAAGUAAAAUCUGCCGUUGAUUUAGAUGGAAAUAAAUAGAUACUUUCAGUUCUCUAAAAGCACCAAUCUCUUCUGCCUUAGGACCUUCAGUUACUUCUUUUGCUUGAAAUAUACUUCUCUGUCUCCACGCCUCAUGUCUGUGUAUCUAGUUCCUCCUUAUCAGCUGAAAGAAUACCACUUUAGAAAGGCCUUCCCUGACCAUCUAGUCUGAGUAGCUUCUUAGUUCUUUUUUUCAAAAAUCACUUUAAGGGGUGCCUGGGUGGCUCAGCCCGUUAAGCAUCCGACUUCAGCUCAGGUCAUGAUCUCAUGGUUGGUGAGUUCGAGCCCUGCAUUGGGCUCUCUGCUGACAGCAUGGAGACUGGAGCCUACUUUGUCUCCCUCUCUCUUUUACCCUUCCCUGCUCACGCUGUCUUUGUCUCUCUCAAAAAUAAACAUUUUUUAAAAAAUCACUUUAAAAAAUCAGUACAUUAAUUUACAACUUGGUUCUCGAUUUUGUUUUCUGUUUCCCUUCUCACCAGCUAGGAUAUAAGCCUUGAGCAAGGACAUUGCAUGUGUUGUAUAUUAUUUUUUCUCCUGCACCUAGAUUAGUGAUUAACAAAAUAAAUACUUGUUGAAUGUUUAAAGAUAGUGUAAAGUAUGAAAAUUAUCUAUAAUUGUACUUCUUAGAGAUAAGUAACCAUUGUUGACAUUAUAUAGUUUUCUAGUUUUAUUUUCUAUGUGUGUGCUUACAUAUUUAUAAGUGCCUAUGAUUAUAUGUUAAACCAUAUUUCACUGUGUGUAAAGAUGAACAUGUUUUACUGAUGUCUCAAUUUGGGGUGUCAUAUAAUCAGGGGCAUGCCAUGAUGUAAUUGUCAGCAUUUUUCAUUUUCAGUGGCACAUAAAAUGAGGAUGUGUCUUAUAGUAUCUUAGAUUUGAUGAAACACAGUAUAUAUUUGAAACAAAUGAGAUUAUGACAUUCAACUCUUUCCCCACCUAAAUAUCUUGAGCAUUUUCCCAUAUCACUAUGUUUAGACCUAUCUCAUUAUUAACAUAUACUUAGCAUAUUAUUAUGAGUGUAUCAUAAAUUGUUCAGCCAGUUUCUCUUGUGGACACAUUUGGAGCUUCUCCAACUUUUUUGUGUGUGUUACAAACAGUGCUAUGUUGGAUAUACUUGCACAUAUGUUUAUGCACUCGACUGGAAUUUCUUUUGAUAAAAUACUUAGAUCAGUGAGUAUACGUAUUUUCUGUAGUGUACAAGAGUGCCUGUUUCCCUGUAUCCUCAGUAGUACUUCAUCUUAGGAAAUUUAAAAAAUUUGUGUUAAUCGGAUUAGUAAAAAAUAUCCUAAUGUUGUAUAUCAUUGAAUUAUGAAUGAGAUUGAGACUCUUUUAGUGUUAAUGAGGUGUUUUUAUUUCCUCUCCUGUGACGCACUGUGCAUAGAACAGUAAACCUUUAAUUGGUUGGCACAUUUGCUGCAAUUAGAAAAAGAAGUCAUCACAGUUUGGAGCCAUGCAUUAUCAUAUAAAUUCUUUGGAACAACUUUAAGGGUAGAGCCUACCCUUGUGGAGGGCAAGAGAGCUUUAUAAGGACCCAAGAUUGGAGGAGAGACAAAUUCAGGAAUAAUCAGAAUCUUUGUAAUGGAGACCAAAAAGGGGUACAGUGUCAUCAAUUUAUGAACUGAAUACUGGAAUUUAGACUGUGUUCUUAAUCUUUAAACUUUAAAUGCUCCUCUUUAAUAUGACUUGGUUGUGGUAGUAUUAGGUUAGUAAGUUUGAAAUAGGGCACAACUCAAGGACUUGAAUGAAGUCAAUAUUGGAUCUAGAGAUUAAAUCUAUGGUCAUUUAAGAUUAGAUUAAUAUGAAAUGCCAAAAUGUUCUUGUCAACAUUUUUGAGCACCUUUGCUGUGCUGGAGGGUGUCAUUUUCGGAGAUAAAGAUCAGAUAGCCUCUGUCUUUUAGGUUCCAUUACAGCCUUGAAGGAGACAGAUUUCAUCCUUUGGUAAGAAUGAAACCAAAAGGUACAUGGAAUGUAAAGAGCAUAGAGGAAUGUAUUUAGUCUAAUAGAGUUUAAGGGAGACUUCUGAAUUAGAUAUAACCUAAACUGAGUCUUGAAGGAUCAGUAAGAGUUAGGUGUGAGUAGUAAGUAUUAAAGGAUAUACGACAGCAUAAGAGAAGGUACAUGUGAUGAAAUGGACUGUAAAUAGUAGGAUAUUAGAACAAGUUUGAGGUGAAGAGUGACUUCUGAUGAGUCUAAGAGGGUAAGCAAGAACUAGAUAAUGAACAGCCUUGUAUGCCAUGCUAAAAAUUCUGCAUUUUAUAGAUCAAAGGGAGUUCUUUUGAAUAAUGACAUGGUGAGAUUUGCAUUUGAGAAAUCACUGCCUGAAGAUUGAUUUAUGGGGCAAGACCAAAGGCAAGGAGACACGUCAGGAGACAGUCUGGUAAUCCAGAUGAGAGGAAUAAGGCCUUAGCUCAAUGGCUACUAGCAGAAGAUGGUGGAUCGCUUGGCAAACAGCGAAGCAAAUACUAGACGUAUAAAUAUAGUAGAAAACUGUUUUGGAGCAGCUGGUCAACCCUUAACUAUACCAGGAAGGGUUCUUAUUGGAGAAGGAGUAUUGACUAAGUUGUGCAGAAAAAAGCCCAAAGCAAGGCAGUUUUUCUUAUUUAAUGAUAUUCUUGUAUAUGGCAAUAUUGUCAUCCAGAAGAAAAAAUAUAACAAACAACAUAUUAUUCCCCUGGAAAAUGUCACUAUUGAUUCCAUCAAAGAUGAGGGAGACUUAAGGAAUGGAUGGCUUAUCAAGACACCAACUAAAUCAUUUGCAGUUUAUGCUGCCACUGCCACUGAGAAAUCAGAAUGGAUGAAUCACAUAAAUAAAUGUGUUACUGACUUACUCUCCAAAAGUGGGAAGACACCCAGUAAUGAACAUGCGGCUGUCUGGGUUCCUGACUCUGAGGCAACUGUAUGUAUGCGUUGUCAGAAAGCAAAAUUCACACCUGUUAAUCGUCGUCACCAUUGCCGCAAAUGUGGUUUUGUUGUCUGUGGGCCCUGCUCUGAAAAGAGAUUUCUUCUUCCAAGCCAGUCCUCUAAGCCUGUGCGGAUUUGUGACUUCUGCUAUGACCUGCUUUCCACCGGGGACAUGGCCACGUGCCAGCCUACUAGAUCAGACUCUUACAGUCAAUCAUUGAAGUCUCCUUUAAAUGAUGUAUCUGAUGAUGAUGAUGAUGAUGAUAGUAGUGACUAAGGACAUAUUUUGAAAUAUUUAAUUGGGUGUGACUACCUGAGAAAUCAGCUCUGGGGGAACAUAGAAUUCUGAGCUUUCUCUCAGUUUUGCUCUAGCCGUGAAUUUGCCUGAGAAUCUUUUAACCCAUGUGCCUCGAUAUAUUCUAUAGACAAUACGUCCUGUCAUUUUGUCCCCCCACCCCCACCCAACUCCCCGCUCUUCUACAGGGAUAGACUUUUGCAAAUCUACCAGAUAAAUUUUUGGUUUCUUAUUCUUGUUUAAUUUUAGAUUAUUUUGUUGGAAGGUUGAGAAAAGAUUUUUUUUAACAGAUCAUGUAUUACAUUGAUGUUUAGUAUAUGUUCUGUUAUAUGGAAAUACUAAAAGCAAAAAAUGAUGGAAAAAGUUGUAUAACGCAGUUAGCUAAUAUUAUUAGCUUUUUUCCUAACCAUUCUAUGUAAUGGUUAAGACACCAGUAACAAAAAAACGUGAUUUGAAAAUACUUUGUUCGGCUUUUUCAUAUACCAAGUGGUGCCUUAUCAUAAUAGCACUGUUACAUGAAAUAAGCCCCUACCUUCUCACUUUUAGUUUGUUUUGAAAAUACACUGGUGCUCUUUGAGGUGAUAAAAUGAGCGUUUAUGAAUGGGUAUACUUAGAAAAUACUUCUCAUCUGCAAGCUACAAAUAACUAAAUUUAGAGCUUCUUCAUUUUAUAUGAAUAUUUUUCCAUAAAAUAGUUGUGAUUAUAUUUUUAUGUUUUAUAGGUACCAAAUUGUCAAAUAUAUAUUUUAAAUUAAUAGGUUGUCAUUCUUAGGGAUUUGAUUUGAAAUUUAUCAAAUACAGAAUUGUCACACUGCAUUAGUUUUUACUUUUAGUAAAGCAUAUUUGUAGGUAUAAAUUCAUCUGCUUUAACAUUAUUUCUAGAAUGAAAAAUCUUACAAAACUUUUGAAAUUAAACAAUCUCUUUAAAAAAAAAAAAAUCCCACGAUAGAGCAUAGAUCUACUUGGGCUGAAGACUUGGAAGAAAUAAUGUGUAAGAAUGAUGAAGACGGACCAGUUAAGUUUGACUAGACUUAUAUUGGUGGAAGUAUUGUCUAUUUCAGUGUGAAACUAUCUUGAAUUUGCAAAUAUAGUGUUAUAUUUUAUAAAGUUUUGUAAAGUCCCAAAUGAUACUUCUAUUUUUGUAAAACAAUUAUAUGUUAAUCUGUUUCUGAAAUCAUUUUGCAAUCUAUAGAAAUAGAGUAGCAAUUGAUCUUUCUAAAUUGUAAACUUUAUUGAGUCAGCCUAGAUUGCUUUUGAGAAUUAGUAAUUUUUCACUUUUUGCUUUUGAGGCAGCCAUUUAGGUUGAAAGUAUAUUUAUCAUAUAAAACUUGAUGCAUUUUGCACUAUUCUCUCCAUUUGUAUGCUGCAAAUAACUACAGUCUUUCAAAUAUGAAAAAAUCAGCCUAAAGUUUAUUUUAAAUUCCAAACUUCUGUGUUUUUAAAUAUUUAAAUCUGGAUAUAUUGCAGAUGUCAUGACUGUUUGAUUCAGUAAUAUGACAGAGAAUUUUUGGGUUUGGUUAAGGCACUAACUUUACUGUUAGAUUGUGAAAGCAUCUGAGAUACAUAGAUUUCCCUGUAGGAAAUGUGAAACAAAGCCACAACAGGUUUUUUUGUUUGUUUUAAUAUCAUAUGGACAUUUGUUUCCAAGCAAUAUAUACAGUAUAAUUGCAGUAUAAUUAAUCAACAUAUCUCAAAAAGACCAUGAAGCCUGAGAAGUGCUAAUGGAGACUUUCUGGUACAUAGCAACCCAGCAAAUUCAAGAACCAAGGGGAAAUCUGGGAUGACAUUUGCAUUGUCAACCUCUGUUGACUGUUCUUACAAUAAAAAAUAUUUUACAACUUAACUCUCUGUUUCUUGCAUACUGUGACUUGAAGAUUUUUCUCCCUUUCUAAGGUAAUGAAGAUAUUCUGCAUAUUUUACCUCUUUCAGUAGCUGUGGGGUACCUUUUAUGUGCCAGGCAUUGUUCUAAGCACUAGGGACAGAGCAGUAAACAGAAUUUCCCUCCUUUUAAUAGAGUUUACAUGCAAAAUGGAAUCCAAGAUGUAUUUUCUUCCAGAAUUUGUUCUGUAAUGUUUAAAGCUUCUGUAAAUCUUUGGUGCCUAUUUCUCAUGCCAUUCCUCUUGAAUAAAAUUUACUUGGACUGUACCUGCAGUACAUUAACCAAAUUGGUAACUUUUGAUGUAAAGGAA